Messenger RNA from Monosiga brevicollis MX1, 1287 nucleotides. RefSeq lists its product as uncharacterized. The transcript has 11 exons. NCBI's taxonomy places the organism in Eukaryota, Choanoflagellata, Craspedida, Salpingoecidae. Gene Ontology annotation, cellular component: endoplasmic reticulum membrane. The record is from RefSeq and is a predicted model, not a curated record. Gene Ontology annotation, biological process: protein maturation. The coding region runs from base 1 to 1287 and encodes 428 amino acids.
AUGAUGGAGCUCUUGGCGCUCUGUGGUGGCAUCUUCUCUGUGGCUGCCCUGUUCCACUGGUUCUUUCGCACCAAACUGGUUUUUUUGGGCCUGCUUCUGGCCUAUGGCUCGCUCUAUCAAGUGGGACAAACUUUUCUACACUUUCAGAUCCCUCAUCACGAAACUACAUCCUCUCUGAUGGAAGCAGUGGCACUCAGCACUGUUGGUGUCUACGUGGUCGAAAUAGGCCUACCAUUCCUCUUUUUUAUUCCUAGCAAGCGCGUCCGCCUGUCUGCAGGCCUAGCGCAAGCCGCCCUCAUGCUGUUCAUUUUUGUCACUGGCAACUACAAUUUUUUCAACAUCCUGACGGCGGUAUUGAGUAUACCCCUCUUUUAUGACACAGCGUCCAUUGCAGCCAUGCACAUCUAUUUUGGCGCGGCGGUAUUCUGGGAUGAGGCCACCGGCCUGCGCGUAACCACCCAAAUACAGUUUACCAAGGCCCAAUUUGCCACAUUUGUGACCCAAAGCAUGCACCUUGGCAUUGCCGUGGGUGUGGCAGGGUUUGCGCUGAACCUCCUCUUCACAACUUGGUCAACACUGCGCAGAAGUAGCCCCUUGGCGGGUUAUCGCGGUUGGGAGUAUGCGCAGGCUGCUGAAUCCUGGACGCGGGAACUCAGCGUGGUCAAUAGCUACGGCCUCUUUCGUCGCAUGACUGGCGUCGGCGGCCGACCAGAGCUGACCGUCGAGGGUAGCGUCGAUGGCCGGCAUUGGGAAGAGCUACUGUUCCGGUACAAGCCCAAUCGCCCUCAGGACACGUUGCCAUUUCUUGCACCCCAUCAGCCACGCGUGGACUGGCAAAUGUGGUUUGCAGCGCUCGGCUCGAUCCGCCAAAAUGUGUGGCUCCAAUCUUUGGCAGUUCGUCUUCUUGAAGGACGCCCGGAUGUGUAUGGCCUGCUUGCCCAGUCUCAAGCAUCAGAACUGUGGGCGGAUCCCUCGCAUCCGCCCCUCUACGUACGCAUUCGAGCGUGGACCUACUCUUACACAUCAACGGACCAGGGCAACGCAUGGUGGAAACGAGAGCUACAAGAAGGCAUGUACUUGGAGCCAGUGAACUUGCAAACGCAUGACUCGGCGAUCCGGGGUCUCAUGAAUUCGCUCGGAGCAGAUUUACCGGUACAUUGCAACAAUCGAUAUCUGUGCCGAUUCCUGAAGUGGCUGCAAGGCUUUCUCGUUUCUAUCGGGUUCCAAGGCCUGUGGAUUCCUGCGUGGUAUGUCGUUUGUGUCCUGGCCUUCCGCAGGCUAACGUGA